CUUCAGUUUGCUGACGAAACCAUUAGGCCAUCAAGUGACGUAGAUAAUGAUAUCCAAUCCAUGGUAACCGAUGGUGUCGCUGGACUUGGGUUGGAGGUUAGCGAUGAGGAGAGUGAAGAUGAGAAGAUGAAAGACCAGAUCCCCAGCACAGACUCAACAAUCCUCCUUGAUCAAGAUGUAAAGAUUACUGAUGAACUGGAAUCUUCAGGCGAUGAGAUUUUGGCUGCAAUUACUACUAUACCAUAUGUCAUUGGUUCUCCUGCUCUUCCCACCUCUCUUCCCGAAGAUGAUAUUUUGGGGCCUACAGAUCAGAUCAUUUUAUUGCCUGCUGUAACUACCAGUGGUCCUUCUGUUGUCAUUGACCAAUCUUUCGAAGCAACAAGCUCUGGGUGGGCAGUGACUGACGGUGACAUCCCUACAGGAUUUGACAUGGGGGUGCAAGAUAUUGCUACUGAACUAGAUACGGUUGACAUCAUGAGGCCAGCAACAAUUAGUGAGGAUGGAAGUGGCUACUAUGCACUGCCUGAAACUCUGGAUAUGACUCCAGCUCCUCCACUGAAGUACGUAACCACCAGCUCAAUGACAACUGCAGCCAAAGGCAAAGAGCUAGUAGUCUUCUUCAGCUUGAGAGUAACCAACAUGCGGUUUUCCGAUGACCUCUUCAAUCGGAGUUCCUCAGAAUACAAAGCACUCGAACAGCAGUUCAUGCAGCUGGAAGCCACUCUUUGUGCUGAAUCCACUUGCUCCAUCUGCCUGGAGUAUUCCAAGGAUCCAGUGAUCAUCCCAGAGUUCACUAGGUGGUUUUGUUUCAUUGUAAAUACUGGUACAUUGAAUACAGAAAGAAGAAACCAACUGAUUAAAAACCAACAAGGGCUGCAAUCUGAAAACGAAAAUGUCACUCUGGAUCCAGACACAGCCCAUCCCAGGCUCAUCCUGUCCGAGGAUCGGAAAAGCGUGAGAUGGGGAGACAAAAAGCAAGCCCUGCCUGACAAUCCCGAGAGAUUCAGUGACUGGCAUUGUGUGCUGGGACGUGAGGGAUUCACAGCAGGCAGACAUUUCUGGGAAGUCACUGUGGGAAGUGAGGGAGAAUGGGCUGUAGGGGUUGCCAGGAAGUCUCUGAGGAGAAAGGAUGACUUUCUCAUGAGAAUAAUUAAUACCUUCUGUGAGUUAAGUUAUGAGGAAGGGAUCUGGGCUGUGGGGAAAUUGAGAGGUAAGUACACGGCCUGCACCUCCCCUGAUUCCUCUCCUUUGUCCCUAAGUGAGGAGCCCAGGAGGAUCCGGGUGACUCUGGACUGUGAAGCAGGGGAGAUAUCUUUUACUGGUGCUGACUCAGGAGCUGAACUCUACACAUUCUCAGGAGCCUCGUUCUCUGGAGAGACUUUCCUCCCUUUCUUUUAUCUGAGGGGAGAUAAAAUCCACCUCAGAAUCUCCUAAGGAGGCUAAAUCUGCCUCACAGGAACAGUUGGGAGUUUCUCUCCAAAUGAAAAUGACAGAUAUAAAACCAAACACCUCAAGAGCUCUUUUGACAGCUUUGCAAAGGCCUUUUGAGAUGACUCACUCUAGUCACAAUCAGCAGAAGCAAGAAAACAGACAAAAAAUGGGGCUAGUUUUUUAAAUUUUGU
Messenger RNA from Podarcis muralis (Common wall lizard), 1622 nucleotides. Lineage: Eukaryota; Metazoa; Chordata; Lepidosauria; Squamata; Lacertidae. The record is from RefSeq and is a predicted model, not a curated record.